AUGUUGCAGGUACCGCUGCCCCUGGAUCGAGACGGGAUCCUCUUCCGGCUCCGUUUCACCACGCUGGCCGUCGGGACUGUGUUUUGCCCGCUUUUCGGUUUCCUUUUCUGUGUGAUCUGGUCCCUGCUGUUCCAUUUCCAGGAGACAACAGCGACCCACUGCGGGGUCCCCAAUUACCUCCCAUCCAUCAGCGCCGCCAUCGGGGGCGAGACCCCCCAGCGCUACGUGUGGCGCCUCUGCAUCGGCCUCCACUCCGCUCCCCGCUUCCUGGUGGCCGUCGCCUACUGGAACCACUACCAGAGCUGCCACUGCUCGCACCCUCGCUACCUGCGCUUGUGCCACUGCAACCUGCUGCUCAACCUGCUCGAAAACUUUGCGCUCCUUAUCCUGACGUACGUCUCCUCAUCUGAAAACUAUG
Mesitornis unicolor (brown roatelo) is the source of this 418-nucleotide messenger RNA. Its product is annotated as post-GPI attachment to proteins factor 2-like. Lineage: Eukaryota; Metazoa; Chordata; Aves; Mesitornithiformes; Mesitornithidae. The transcript has 2 exons. The annotation marks the transcript as partial. Gene Ontology annotation, cellular component: Golgi membrane; endoplasmic reticulum membrane. Gene Ontology annotation, biological process: GPI anchor biosynthetic process. The record is from RefSeq and is a predicted model, not a curated record.